CGUGUAAACGCUCACAGUCACUUGAAAAGCCCAUACUUCGCCCAUUGGGAAACUGGUUGUCCAAACCCACCAUGAUGUUCCGUGUCGGCGCGUUCGCUCUUUUCUGCUCUUUGGUUUCGGCCUCAAGCUUUGUUCCUUCGGGGGACAUUCCCGCUGAUUCCAAGCUGGGUUCUUCUCUCCUCAAAAGGGCCACCGUCGUAGAACCGUCGCGUCACCUCGAACAAAACAGUCGCGAUACCACGUUCAUUGCCAACUACUCCAUCAAAUACUUGGGAUGUAGCAGUUUAGUGCAGGUGAACACGCAAGGUAACGGACAGAAAGAAGGUAAUGACCAGAAGGACGGGAACGGUGGACAAAGCAUCGUUUAUACUCAGAAUUUGGUGCGCUUCGCUCUUUGCCCAUCUGGUUCCUGUUCGUCGUGCUCGGGCGGCGGCGAAUACGUCGUCAACAUGGUGGACUUUGUGGACGCCUACACCGAGGCCAAGUUGACCGAAACGGAAUACAAUUGCGAACAGAUCCGGGAAAACUGUAACAACGACGAUGAAAGCAGUUGCUACUCGGCCGCGGGUGCCACCGAGUGCGAUCAAUACGAAGGACAAGAUGUCUUCGAAAUCCAGGAAUACCUGGAGUGCCGUCAGCUGGGGAACCAGAAUGGAAACGACAACAGUAACAACGGUCAGUAUACGUACAACAACUACUACGUUGGACCCUACUGCUCCUCCAAGGAUAGCAAAUCCAUUUACCUCGGUGUCUUUUACGAUGAUCAGUGCUCCAGCAGGGCCAAUACAAAUGUCUAUGCUAACAUGAACUCUGGUGCGACCCUUCCGUUUUCCAAAGAAUCCAUUGUGGUUUCGGGAUGCAUUUCUUGCAAGGAUCAGCAAAACAACAACAACAACAAUAAUAACAACAACAACAACAACAGCGACCAGCCGAGCGAACUCUGCCAGGAAGUCUACCAAAGCGCCGCUAAAUGUGAAUCAGCAAUGAGUGGGUCUCAAUCUCCCGAUACUAGUGGCUGUGAAUUUAUCGACAAUAUCCUUCCCCGUCUUGAAAGUGCGUCGCUAGCGAUCACAACGGGAAGACGAAGUGGAACGGGCAACGCGUUUGCCUGGUUGUUUGCUUUGACCACUUUACUAUUUGGUGCAUACUCCUACUUUCUAUACCGUAAGAUCAAGCGAGGUAGCGUGACUCUAUCCAGCCAGGAUGGCUCCAUGGCGUGAGCCGUCAAAGAACCCCGUGUGCGCUCACCAAACUAAGCAUUCAUUCCUAUUGAACAUUUAUGAAAACUAAUCACAACUGCCAAGCUUGGCUUCGUCAAUUUAUUGUUGAAAUUUUCACAGAAAUAACAAUUUCGGUGAUCGCUUAGAAUAAAGAAACUUUAAGUCCAUCUAGAGC
Phaeodactylum tricornutum CCAP 1055/1 is the source of this 1395-nucleotide messenger RNA. RefSeq lists its product with no specific name. The record is from RefSeq and is a predicted model, not a curated record. Lineage: Eukaryota; Bacillariophyta; Bacillariophyceae; Surirellales; Neidiaceae. The transcript has 2 exons. The coding region runs from base 72 to 1220 and encodes 382 amino acids.